Molecule: messenger RNA, 393 nt
Organism: Sugiyamaella lignohabitans
Lineage: Eukaryota; Fungi; Ascomycota; Dipodascomycetes; Dipodascales; Trichomonascaceae
Gene: FCY1
Product: cytosine deaminase
Exons: 1
Coding region: 1-393 (130 amino acids)
Cellular component (GO): cytoplasm; nucleus
Molecular function (GO): diaminohydroxyphosphoribosylaminopyrimidine deaminase activity
Source: RefSeq, a predicted model, not a curated record
AUGCAAAAAGGAUCUCCUAUUCUCCAUGGCGAGAUGGAUGCAUUGGAGAAUGCUGGUCGUCUGAAAGGAGAAGUGUACAAGGGUGCUACUAUGUACACUACGUUAAGUCCUUGUCAUAUGUGUACCGGUGCCUGUUUAAUGUAUGGUAUCAAGAGAGUCGUUAUGGGCGAGAAUGAGACAUUUAUUGGAGGAGAAGAUCUCUUGAGAUCCAAGGGAGUAGAAGUCAUCAACAUCAAAUCUGGCCAGUGCAAGAGAAUGAUGGAUAAGUUCAUCAAAAAGGCACCUAAAGAGUGGUUCGAGGAUAUUGGAGAGGUCGAAGACGACAACGAGGGUGAAAAGGAAGCAGAUAUUCCCGAGGAUCUGGAUUCUGAAGGAUCAGAGGCUGAAAACUAA